This is a messenger RNA of Toxorhynchites rutilus septentrionalis, 693 nucleotides long. RefSeq lists its product as uncharacterized. The record is from RefSeq and is a predicted model, not a curated record. The transcript has a single exon. Gene Ontology annotation, molecular function: nucleic acid binding. The coding region runs from base 1 to 693 and encodes 230 amino acids. NCBI's taxonomy places the organism in Eukaryota, Metazoa, Arthropoda, Insecta, Diptera, Culicidae.
AUGCGAAGUCAUUUGGUUGAAUUCGAUGGACUAGUGAGGAAGCUCGGGUCGUUGAUGUACGUGAUGCUGUGUACUAGGCCGGACAUAUGUUAUUCCGUGGGUUUCUUAGGACGGUUCCAGCAGAAGGCAACCGCACAGCAUUGGCAAAGCUUGAAGAGAGUAGUUCGCUACAUCAAAGGGACGAAAGCCAAAGGUUUAUUAUUCAAUCGACAGAGCUCUGCUGAACCGUUGGUAGGCUACGUCGAUGCGGAUUGGGCCUCAGACGCCGAUGAUCGUAAAUCAGUAAGUGGCUUUGCCUUUUUCGUGUUUGGCAAUCUCGUAAGCUGGUCAAGCAAAAAGCAAGCAACGGUGGCAACGUCGUCAAGCGAGGCUGAAUACAUCGCACUCAGCUCGUCAGUAUCGGAAGCAGUUUGGCUCUCUGGGAUUCUCGACGAUCUGAAAUUGAAGAGCUCCAGUGUUCCAGUCACAAUCUACGAGGACAACCAAGGUUGUAUCGGGAUGGCCAAGAACUGUGAAUCGAAACGCUCUAAGCAUAUUGAUGUGAAGCAUCAUUUCAUACGGGAUCACAUUUCCAAUGGCAGCGUGAAGAUUGAACAUGUGCGAACCGAAAAUCAACUGGCUGAUUUCUUCACCAAGCCGAUGGAACACUAUCGUCUAGAACAACUUGGACGCCGUCUCGGAAUAGCGGAUUGA